UGCACCUCGCCAUCUCUUAUUCUUUCUUAGCGAAUCAAAGCAACAUGAGCACAUUUUUAUUCCUCACCUUUGUUUGUUGCAUUGGAGCACAAAACAUUCAGCAGCCAAGACUUUUGCAAACCUCUAAACUGGGUGAUAACGUCACUAUUGAGUGCUACUUGCCCAACAAAGAUUUUAACAACAUAGUGUGGUACAAGCAGGAGAUGGGAAAGAAGCUUCAGCUAAUUUCAAAAAGUUACAUUUACCUGACAAGGGUUGAUUUUGCUGAUGGAUAUAAUGAUGGGCGUUUUAAUGUAACAAUAAGCACAGGCAUUUAUCAUUUACACAUUUCCUUGACAAAAAAGGAAGAUAUAGCAACAUACUUUUGUGGACUGAUAUCUUUAGGAGAACUGGAUUUUGGACCUGGAACAUUUUUGAUGCUUAACGAAGAGCACACCACAACAACAGUUCUUCAGGAGCCUAUUUCAGAUAAAGUUCACAUUGGGGACAACAUUACUCUCAUGUGUAGAGUCCAAACGGUGGAUAAGAAAUGUAAAGGAGCACGCCAAGCUUACUGGUUCAGAGAGGCUGCAGAAGAAUCCAGUCCUAGCAUCAUUUACACUGAUGAUGUAAAGAAACAUGAAGAGAUCUGUGAGGAUUACUCUACUGCACAAACCUGCAUUUACACCCUCACAAAGAGGAACCUCAGCCUUUCUGAUGCUGGGACUUACUACUGUGCUGUACUCGCAUGCGACAAGAUCGUGUUUGGAAAUGGAACUUCUUUGAAAAUCAGCUCAAUAACUGAUAGCGAGUUGACAGAAAGUCCCUUGUUUCUCAUACUGGUCUUAACAAACAUAAUUUCUGUGCUAAUAAUGAUCUUACUCGUGACUGUUCAAUGUAAAGACCAAAGCAGCUCAUCAGUACACAGAUUUUGUAAUCAAGAGACGUCUGAAGGUACUCAGGUUGGAGAUGCAGAUGCCUUGACUUACACAUCUGUGAGUUUCAGCAGUAAAUCAAGGCCCUCUAGAGGUGUUAUGCAACACAACAUUUCCCAGCAUACCGAUGUCUAUUCACAGAUCCGGUGCUAACAGAGGAACCACUGGAAAAUAAAAAUAAAAAUUUUGUACCUUAGUGAUCCAAAUGUGCCAAAGUAUAAAGCAUGAUGGAAUAAACAGUACAAGAUACAAUCAAAUUGAUUAUAAAAUAUACUAUAAAAUGUCUGUUGCAAAAUAUUAUUUUGGAACAAAUAAUAACAAUUCUUGCU
This is a messenger RNA of Carassius auratus (goldfish), 1243 nucleotides long. RefSeq lists its product as uncharacterized. Lineage: Eukaryota; Metazoa; Chordata; Actinopteri; Cypriniformes; Cyprinidae. The transcript is spliced from 6 exons. Bases 45 to 1067 code for a protein of 340 amino acids. Gene Ontology annotation, biological process: response to bacterium. The record is from RefSeq and is a predicted model, not a curated record.